Messenger RNA from Populus nigra (black poplar), 924 nucleotides. Its product is annotated as zinc finger protein GIS3-like. Gene Ontology annotation, biological process: cytokinin-activated signaling pathway; trichome morphogenesis; gibberellic acid mediated signaling pathway. The transcript has a single exon. Gene Ontology annotation, molecular function: DNA-binding transcription factor activity; transcription cis-regulatory region binding. Lineage: Eukaryota; Viridiplantae; Streptophyta; Magnoliopsida; Malpighiales; Salicaceae. The record is from RefSeq and is a predicted model, not a curated record. Gene Ontology annotation, cellular component: nucleus. The coding region runs from base 101 to 844 and encodes 247 amino acids.
CAACAUCUCGCCUUGUACUUCACACCCUCAGCUCCCACGCCCCAGUUUCUCUCUUUGUUUCUCUAAACAAGUCUCUCUCACCUUGCUUGCCUAUCUAAACAUGGCAGAGCUAGACUACGAAACAAAACACAACUCAACCUCUACACGCUUAAAACUAUUCGGCUUCAACGUCUCAGAAGAUGAAGAACAAAUAACCACAACAGACUCUCUCAAGUCAUCUUCUUGUAAUUCUCCUGACGACUCCUCUUUUGCUACAGCUACAACGACAGUCCCAGCUACGGCUUCAGGAGACAGCAGAAAAUACGAGUGUCAGUACUGCUGCAGGGAAUUCGCAAACUCACAAGCGCUUGGUGGCCAUCAAAACGCACACAAAAAAGAAAGACAGCAACUCAAACGAGCUCAAAUGCAAGCCACAAGAAACGCAGCUGCGGCUGCCGUUUCUUUUGGUAGAAACCCUAUGAUCUCUGCCUUUGCUCCUCCUCCGCAUCUCCUGGCCCAAGCAGCAGGCCAGGUUAUGGUCCCGGCGGCUUCUCCGUCGUGGGUUUACUUGCCACGUGCUGCAACACCGUUUCACGUUUCACAUGGGUGUGUGUUCCCUAGUGGGGUGAGUGGGAGGGGUGGAGGGGGCUUACCAUAUGGUGACAGUGUAGGAGAUUUUGGAUUAUCUACUAGUGCUAGUGGGCCACACCAACAACUGCAAAGUAGGGCCCAUUUUAGCAGUGUAGUUGAUGAUCAUAAUGGGCCUACAUCAUUGAGUAGGUUCUCCGAAGGUGACGAUGGGCCUAGCUUUGAUGAAAAACUGGGCUUGGACUUGCAUCUUAGUCUUGCUCCAGCUGGGCCAUGAUUUUUUAGGAGUGACCUGGAAUAUUAUUUUCCAAGUCGGAUAUUUGUACAUUUUCAAAUUUUAUUUAUUUAUUUUUGCGA